Clupea harengus (Atlantic herring) is the source of this 3885-nucleotide messenger RNA. It is a transcript of the gene oclnb, whose product is annotated as occludin b. NCBI's taxonomy places the organism in Eukaryota, Metazoa, Chordata, Actinopteri, Clupeiformes, Clupeidae. The coding region runs from base 232 to 3210 and encodes 992 amino acids. Gene Ontology annotation, cellular component: apical plasma membrane; bicellular tight junction; cytoplasmic vesicle. Gene Ontology annotation, biological process: bicellular tight junction assembly. The transcript is spliced from 14 exons. The record is from RefSeq and is a predicted model, not a curated record.
GUUGGCCUAUACGGUCCGUUUUAAAAUCAUAACGUAUGGUAGCCUAUAAUGACUCAGAAACCGAGGAAUAUCAUUUACAUUUUAGGCAUUAGUAAGUCGUUCGGCCUUUGUUCUGACUCAAACAUUCCUCUUUGUCUGUAUUAGGCUACAGGUGCCUUGAAACAGCCAUUUACGAGACCGCACAGCAACGUAAAGUUUACUGACAAAGGUUUCCUGACAAAAAGGCUCACCAUGUCUGAAUGGAAUGGGUCGAGUGCUCACUUUGAUUGGGUUAGAGGCACCCCACAUUAUGACCAGGUGCCUGUUGGGUCACUGGCAAGGGACACAGAGCUAGCGCUGAGCGCAAACCCUCUCCCAGCUCCUCCCCUUCCUAAGUACCCUGCCGUUGGAGCAGAGUUCUACCCGAGUGACACAGAGGAGAACCCCGACGACGCCAUGGACAUCAAGCCUGUCCAUCGCUUCAUCCCUGACUCUGUGAAGAACUUUUUCCAGGCCAGCAAGCGCUCAGCUGCACAGGACAACAACAACACCACCACUGAUGGGGUGGCGUGCUCUCCUCCAAAUUCCCGCCCCCCUUCUCCAGGUGCCCCUGGGUCGUACCUAGAUCCCUAUGGGGGAUCAGGAGGAAGCUACACCUCCCAGAAGGAACGUGAAGCCAUGUUGCUGGGGGACCCACUGGAGUCUGUGUCUGGGCGCUCCGCCAUGACUUACACUGAGCGUCUAGAGGACUACCACCAGCGCUACGAUUACAUGAAGUCCUGGGCAGGACUGCUGCGCAUCCUGGGCUGUGUCGAGCUGCUGCUGGGAGCAGCUGUCUUCGCCUGCGUCUGUGCGUACGUUCACAAGGACAACGAGUGGUUCAACAUGUUUGGGUAUUCCCAGCCUGGGAUGGGGGUUGGGGGAGCCGGUGGCGCUAUGGGAGGGAUGUAUGCAAGCGGGAGCCAGUACACGGGGCCCAAGACUCCUUUUGUCCUUGUGGUCGCUGGCUUGGCCUGGGUGGCGACCGUCAUACUUGUGGUGCUGGGCAUGACCAUGUACUACCGCACCAUCCUGCUGGACUCCAGUUGGUGGCCCAUCACAGAGGGUGUCAUGAAUUUUGCACUGGGCCUGCUGUACAUGACCGGUGGCAUCAUCUAUGUAAGGGACACCACGCGAGGAGGUCUGUGCAACUUCCAUGUGUUCAACAACGGUCCCAAUGCAGUAUUUUGCCGCACUGAAGCGGGUCAAACGGCAGCCAUUAUCUUCCUCUUUGUCAACAUGGUGCUGUAUCUGGUGGGUUCUGGCGUUUGCCUGAAGUUAUGGAGGCACGAGGCAUCCCGAAUGCGCCGUGAGGCAUAUGCACAAGAGGUGAAGACGUCCGUAUCAGUGCCACUUGGAUUGACUGGCCCAGGCUCCAGUGUUUCUGAGCCGAUCCGGCGGGCUAUGCUGUCAGUCGAGCGCGAUGACAUACCUCUAUCCCCUGCACCCAUGAUGGAGGCACAGAUCAUCCAGGGUCACAUUCCAGCGGGGCACAUUCCCAAACCUGUGAUGAUUCCCGAUUAUGUGCAGAAAUACCCUACCAUUCACUCCAAUGAGGAACGCGACCAGUAUAAGGCAGUGUUCAAUGACCAGUAUGCCGAGUACAAGGAGCUACAUGCUGAGGUUGAGGCCCAGAUUAAAAAGUUUGAUGAGAUGGACGACAUGAUGCAGAAUAUCCGUCCUUCUAGCCAAAUGGAGCAGGAGCGUAUCAAUGCAGUCAUCCAGGAAUAUCAGAGGAAAAAAAUGGAUCCCACAUUUGUGGAGAAAAGGGAGAGAUGUGAAUAUCUCAAGAACAAGCUGUCUCACAUAAAGAAGAAAAUAUAUGAAUAUGAACAGCAUGGCAGCCGGAACAAGUCCCAGCAUACCUUCUCUUACUACCCGGAAGAGCAGCAUCUGCAGUUCUACCGCUGGACUUCCCCACCUGGUGUGAUGAAGAUACUUUCCAUCAUCAUCAUCAUUAUGUGUGUGGGUGUGUUUGCCUGUGUGGCUUCCACACUGGUCUGGGACUAUGACAUGUCCGCAAUGGGCCUGGGAGGCCUCGGAACACAGUUGGGCGGAGGCGGUUAUGGUGGUGGAGGCAGUUUUGGCGGCGGAGGCAGUUAUGGAGGGGGUGGAAGCGGAGGCGGAGGAGGCUAUGGUGGGGGUCAGUAUAUGAAUCCCAAAACAGGCAAGGCCUUCAUGAUCGCAGUAGCAGCCAUCACCUUCAUCGCUGUGUUGAUCAUCUUCAUCCUGGUGGUGUCACGCCAGGGCUCUGCACGUUCACCCAAGUUCUACUUGGCCUCCAUCAUCAUUUCUGCCAUCCUGGCUUUUUUGAUGCUCAUUGCCACUAUUGUCUACCUGGUGGCUGUCAACCCGAGGGCCCAGUCGUCAGGGUCUGUAAUGUACAGCCAGAUCCAAAUGAUGUGUUCUCAGUUCCAAAACCCACAAGCGGGCUCGGUCAACUUCAUCAACCAGUACAUGUAUCACUAUUGUGUGGUGGACCCACAGGAAGCCGUUGCCAUAGUUCUUGGGUUUCUCGUUGUUGUGGGCCUCAUCAUCCUGCUGGUAUUCGCUGUGAGGACUCGCAACAAGAUCCGUAGAUAUGGCAGGGAUCGUGUCCAGUGGGAGGAAGUUAAGAUGCUCAGAGACGUCGGACCCCAGAGUGUUGGAGCAUGGGUGAAGAGUGUAUCUGGUGAACCAGACGUGCUGGUGAAUGACCAUAAUGACCAAGUUGGUGGAUCUAGAAACUUUUUGGACCAAAGCAUGGAUAAGGCGAAACCCAUAUACCUCCCAGGGAGCUCUGACAUUACAAGCUCAUUUGGUGGUCUGAAGAGCAAGCUGAAGGACUUUGACAUGGGAGCAGAGUCUGGGGACGAACUGGAUGACCUUGACUUGGACAGUGAGCUCCCUCCUAUUGUCACUGAGGAGCAGAGGCUCGACUAUAAGCGCGAGUUUGAUGGGGACCAUAUGGAGUACAAGCGCAUCCAAGCUGAGCUCGAUGAUGUAAACCUGGGACUGGCAGAGGUGGACAAAGAGCUGGACCGACUGAAGCAGGGCAGCCCACAAUUCCUGGAUGCCAUGGAUGAAUACAACAGAUUGAAGAACCUAAAGAAGUCAACGGAGUACCAAAUGAAGAAGAAGAGGUGCAAGUACCUGAAGGCUAAGCUGUCCCACAUAAAGAAGAGGGUCAGUCAAUAUGACCGCAGACCAUGAAGGCUGACAUUUGGACCUUUGACCUUUGUUGUCUCUGUCCUGUGCUCAGACCUUUUAGUAUCUGAGUGUUUCUUUUGGGCUUGAGAGCCAAGAUGAGUCAAACGGUGUAACUGUUUUUAACUGUUAUGUUUGUGCAAGUGCUUUGCUGCAGUCUGUGAAAGUACAGUACCAAUGUGAUAUAGUAACUGGUUCUAGCAACACUCCAGUACAAAUUCCUCCACUAAGAAUGUAUUCCAAUACCAGUCUCAGUUCUUCUUUUACUCUUAAGUGAUGGUAUGGUAUCAUUUAAAUCAUUGCUGAAUGCUCUCUCAAAACUAAGCUUGAGCCUGAAAACAAAAUUAAAUUAACCUUUUUUAGCAAUUGUAAACUUAUUAUUCGAUAUUUUUACUGAUAUUUGCAUUCCUACAUGUCACUCUAGAUUUGUAUAUAGACCAUUGUUAUCUCUUUGCAUUUAAACCAAUGAAAAUACAUUAUUAAAAUAUAUUGUAUGCCCAGGUAAUCAAAUUAGUAUUUGUCAACUCAAUUCUAUGUUUUUAGUGUUUUUAUUUUUGGAGAUUAGAAUUGUAUUCACUUCUCAGAUAAUGCCAGAUACAAGGCUAUGGAAGGAUUUAAGUGUACAGUGUUUUAUAUUAUAUUGUAAAUAUGAAUUCGAAAUAAAGCAUUAUUUCUGGAUUA